CUAUUGGUCGCCGUACCCAAGCUUCUAGAAGCAUCUUUGCGACUACGUAUAUAAACAGCCAUUUUUCUUAUAUAUGCGAUUUCAUGUUGAGCAACUCAACUAUACACUAGGUUUAAUUUAAGUAUUUAUUGAAGUAUUGUCUGCAACUUAAGUUUAAAAUAAAAAGAUGGCAAAAGCACCCGCAGUUGGUAUUGAUUUGGGAACCACCUACUCUUGUGUCGGUGUUUUCCAACAUGGAAAAGUUGAAAUUAUUGCCAACGAUCAAGGAAACAGGACAACACCGUCCUAUGUCGCUUUUACCGACACUGAGCGUCUCAUUGGAGAUGCUGCCAAAAACCAGGUGGCGAUGAACCCCAAUAACACAAUAUUUGAUGCGAAACGUCUUAUUGGGCGUCGUUUUGAUGACACCACUGUCCAAGCUGAUAUGAAGCACUGGCCUUUUGAAGUCAUUAAUGAUGGAAGCAAACCAAAAAUCAAGGUAGAUUACAAAGGAGAAGCAAAAACAUUCUACCCUGAAGAAGUAAGCUCUAUGGUUCUCACAAAGAUGAAGGAAACUGCUGAAGCUUAUUUGGGAAAAACUGUCACCAAUGCUGUUAUCACCGUACCUGCCUACUUUAACGAUUCCCAAAGACAGGCUACCAAAGAUGCUGGUACCAUCGCUGGUCUCCAAGUUCUACGUAUCAUCAAUGAACCUACCGCAGCUGCUAUUGCCUACGGUUUGGACAAGAAAGCCACUGGUGAAAGAAAUGUACUCAUCUUCGAUUUGGGAGGUGGUACCUUUGAUGUCUCUAUCUUAACUAUUGAAGAUGGUAUCUUUGAAGUAAAGUCAACUGCUGGUGACACCCAUUUGGGAGGAGAAGAUUUCGACAACAGGAUGGUCAAUCACUUUGUACAAGAGUUCAAGCGUAAAUACAAAAAAGAUUUGACCACCAACAAACGUGCUCUUCGUCGUCUCCGUACAUCAUGUGAAAGGGCUAAGCGUACUCUAUCAUCCUCCACUCAAGCCAGUAUUGAAAUCGACUCACUCUUUGAGGGUAUUGAUUUCUACACAUCCAUCACUCGUGCUAGAUUUGAAGAAUUGAACGCCGAUUUGUUCAGGUCAACCAUGGAACCUGUUGAGAAGUCCAUCCGUGAUGCCAAAAUGGACAAGACCCAAAUCCAUGACAUCGUUUUGGUAGGUGGUUCCACACGUAUCCCUAAAGUACAGAAGCUUCUCCAAGACUUCUUCAAUGGAAAGGAACUCAACAAAUCCAUCAACCCUGAUGAAGCUGUAGCCUAUGGUGCUGCUGUACAAGCUGCCAUUUUGCACGGUGAUAAGUCUGAAGAAGUACAAGAUUUGCUUCUUCUUGAUGUUACACCAUUGUCACUUGGUAUUGAGACUGCUGGAGGAGUUAUGACUGCUCUUAUUAAGAGGAAUACUACCAUUCCAACUAAGCAAACUCAGACCUUCACCACUUACUCUGACAAUCAACCUGGAGUACUUAUCCAGGUUUAUGAAGGAGAACGUGCCAUGACAAAGGAUAACAAUCUUUUGGGUAAAUUCGAGCUGACCGGUAUCCCACCUGCACCACGUGGUGUCCCACAAAUCGAAGUAACAUUCGAUAUUGAUGCUAAUGGUAUCUUGAAUGUAACAGCCAUUGAAAAAACCACCAACAAAGAGAACAAAAUUACCAUCACCAACGACAAAGGUCGUCUUAGUAAAGAGGACAUUGAACGUAUGGUUAACGAUGCUGAAAAAUACCGUAGUGAAGAUGAGAAGCAAAAGAGCACCAUUGCUGCCAAGAACGGUUUGGAAUCUUACUGCUUCCAAGUCAAGAGCACGAUUGAGGAUGAAAAUCUCAAGAGCAAAAUCAGCGAAACUGAUAAGACAACCAUCAUGGAAAAAUGUAACGAAGUUAUUGCUUGGUUAGAUGCCAAUCAAUUGGCAGAAAAAGAAGAAUAUGAGCACAAGCAUAAGGAAUUGGAAAAUAUUUGUAAGCCAAUCAUCACUGCCUUGUAUCAAGGUGCUGGUGGAGUUCCCGGUGGCAUGCCAGGUGGUAUGCCAGGUGGCUUCCCAGGACCUGGAGGUGCCGCACCUGGCGGAACCGGUGGUGCUGGACCAACUAUCGAAGAAGUUGAUUAAAUUAAUCACUUGUUUCAUUCCAAUUUUGCAGUAUUAUUGCAGACAACGCUUUAUUUCAUACUUAGUGUUGUUGUUUUAUUGAAAUCCAAUUACCAUCAGCUGUUUUUAUCUUCAAUAAAAUGAUACUGAAUUGAUA
Messenger RNA from Harmonia axyridis, 2258 nucleotides. Its product is annotated as heat shock 70 kDa protein cognate 4. Gene Ontology annotation, cellular component: cytosol; plasma membrane; cytoplasm. NCBI's taxonomy places the organism in Eukaryota, Metazoa, Arthropoda, Insecta, Coleoptera, Coccinellidae. The record is from RefSeq and is a predicted model, not a curated record. Gene Ontology annotation, biological process: vesicle-mediated transport; cellular response to unfolded protein; protein refolding. Bases 167 to 2122 code for a protein of 651 amino acids. Gene Ontology annotation, molecular function: ATP hydrolysis activity; misfolded protein binding; ATP binding. The transcript has 3 exons.